This is a messenger RNA of Oppia nitens, 877 nucleotides long. It is a transcript of the gene BORCS6, whose product is annotated as BLOC-1-related complex subunit 6-like. Gene Ontology annotation, cellular component: BORC complex. Bases 98 to 877 code for a protein of 259 amino acids. The transcript has 5 exons. Gene Ontology annotation, biological process: lysosome localization. The record is from RefSeq and is a predicted model, not a curated record. NCBI's taxonomy places the organism in Eukaryota, Metazoa, Arthropoda, Arachnida, Sarcoptiformes, Oppiidae.
GAAUUGUUUUGUUUGUAAACAUUAGGCAAUCAAUUGGUUGUCAAAUAUAUUGAUUGAUUCAAUCAUUAGUGAUAUAUCAGUGAAUUGAGUCCACAAAAUGAGUGCAAACGAGACCAUCAAAGACACGGAUAACGAGUCAACAAUAAGUCCUUUGAGUGCUAAUGAAGACCAGUUCGGCAACGAUUUGAUCACUUCUUCAUACAAUGAGAUCUCCUUCUCUGAUCAAAGCGAUGACCAAACAGACGGCGAAGCGGCCGAAGAUCUCGAAUACUGUGAUAGUGACCAACAAAAGAGUGAUAAAAAGUUAUCAUCGAGUUUAUCGUUACCACAAUUGUCUUCAUCGAUCAUUAAAUGGACGGAACAAACAAAAGCCAGUUAUGAAACGGAAAACUUGCGGCCAAAUGUCACCUAUGGAUCAGAUCCUAACGAAACUCCCGAUUAUGUUUCAUAUGACGGAGAUAUGGUGUCAUACGUUACACAAGAUUUACACCAAAAGAUUAAACACAGCUCUUCUUCGCCAUCUUUCGAUGACAAUUUAUCUCAACAGACGUCUACAGGAAUUGAAUUCAAAUUAUUAAAUGAUUUGGAAAAACAAUCAAAACAUUUGUCUAAUAAUAUCAGUUCAAUGUUAAGACAUAUCUAUGAAUCAACACAUAAUAUUACAUCCCUAACUGUUGAAUGUAUUUCUACUUACGAGACAAGUCUUAAUAAGACUUGUGAUGUCAUUGACGCUAAUAUUAAGUCAAUGUAUCAGUUGAUGGCUAAAUGCGAAGAAUUAAAUCAAUCAAUGAAACCAAUAACUAAAUUAACUGAAGAAUUGAAAGAAGUUAAACGUUUGUUAGAAUUAUUUGAAAAAACGGUCGACUAUAGGAUGUGA